CGGGACCGCGCAGGCGCAGGCGGCUGGGAGUCCGGCCACAGUCCCGGCGGAGCCUGAGGUUGCGCCGGUGCUGUCGCUGCCACUUGCACCGCUCACCAUGAGCCGGGCACCCCGUCUGCUGCUGCCCGCGGUGCUCUGCCUGGGGCUCGGCGCCCUCGUGUCUUCCUCGGGGUCCUCGGGCGUCCGAAAGCGAGGUCCCACGGUUACGGACAAGGUCUUCCUUGAUGUGAAGAUUGGAGACAAAGACGUGGGUAGAAUUGUGAUUGGCCUCUUUGGAAAAGUUGUACCCAAGACAGUGGAAAACUUUGUGGCUCUAGCAACAGGAGAGAAAGGCUACGGGUACAAAGGGAGCAUCUUCCACCGCGUCAUCAAGGACUUCAUGAUUCAAGGAGGGGACUUCACAGCUAGAGACGGCACCGGAGGUGUAAGCAUUUAUGGUGACACAUUUCCUGACGAGAACUUCAAACUGAAGCACUAUGGCAUUGGGUGGGUCAGCAUGGCCAAUGCUGGCCCUGACACCAACGGCUCCCAGUUCUUCAUCACCUUGACCAAGCCCACCUGGUUGGAUGGCAAACAUGUUGUAUUUGGAAAAGUCCUGGAUGGGAUGACUGUGGUGCACUCCAUAGAACUGCAAGCCACGGAUGACCACGACCGCCCAUUUACCGACUGCACCAUCGUCAACAGUGGCAAGAUCGACGUGAAAACGCCCUUUGUGGUUGAGGUCCCCGACUGGUGACAGAAAUGUCACGAAACAGGGAACACACUCCGGCUGGUCCAUGUGUGCACCUGCUGUCCACCAUCCGUCCUCUGAUUCUUUGGCUACUUUAAGUUGUACUUUUUAAAAAAUUGUCUUUUAAUUUCCCCAGUCCAGAUUGCAACAGAGAUUUAAAAAUCCACACAGAUGUCCCAGAAAGCACUUAUGAUCUCAGCAUUUGGGAGUUAGAGAGAGGAGAAGCAGGGGUUCAAGGCCAGCCUUGGCUAUAUAGAGUUUGAGGCUAGCCUGGUCUUUGUGGAACCUUGUCUCAAAAAAAAAUCACACCAACAACAAUAAAAAUCAAUCAACCAACGUUUAUUGUGCAUGACUUUGCCAUAUUACCUGAGCAGGUACUUUAAAUUGAAACAACAUAUCUUUCAUUUACAAUGGUGCUAUUUUUACAUCAGAAAACUUUGGUUUGGCUAUUUAUUUUUAAGAACAUGGUCUUAAGCUGGGCAUGGUAGCACACACCUAUAAUCCCAGCACUCAGGAGGUAGAGACAGGUGGAUCUCUGUGAGUUCAAGACCAGUCCAAUCUACAGAGCAAAUUCCAGGAUAGCCAGGGCUACACAGAAAGAAACCCUUUCUCAAACAAAUAAGAACACUGUCUUUUAAUUGUUUAGUUUCACUCAGUUCCUUGUGAUCGUCACUGGGUGAUCUGGAAGGUUUGUUUGAGAAAGGUGAAUAUAAUGAGGUUUAGAAUUCUCUGUUCAAAUAAUUCUUGUCAGGUAAAGGGAAAUUUGAGUAUUAUCGUAUGUUGUAUGUCAUCAGCAUUUUUAUGCUUUGAUGUUCUUUUUAUUAAAUUCUUUUUAUGUGAA
Molecule: messenger RNA, 1571 nt
Organism: Meriones unguiculatus (Mongolian gerbil)
Lineage: Eukaryota; Metazoa; Chordata; Mammalia; Rodentia; Muridae
Gene: Ppic
Product: peptidylprolyl isomerase C
Exons: 5
Coding region: 98-736 (212 amino acids)
Biological process (GO): protein peptidyl-prolyl isomerization; protein folding
Cellular component (GO): intracellular membrane-bounded organelle
Molecular function (GO): peptidyl-prolyl cis-trans isomerase activity
Source: RefSeq, a predicted model, not a curated record